This is a messenger RNA of Penicillium olsonii, 1608 nucleotides long. The record is from the annotation of a GenBank genome assembly. NCBI's taxonomy places the organism in Eukaryota, Fungi, Ascomycota, Eurotiomycetes, Eurotiales, Aspergillaceae.
AUGUUGCUCAAGCCUGCGACACCCCUCACCAUAUUGCUGCUGAUCGCCUUUGCGCUACUGCUGCUCUCAUGUCUUUCCACCCCCAUCAUUAAAGGAAUUCCCUUGGCAACCUUCAAGGAUGUCGAUUAUGGCGUCUUUGGUUACUGCAAAGGGAAUACCUGCACCAAUAUUCACGUGGGAUACACGAGCAAUGAUAUCAGCAGCACCGGUGACGACUUCAAUCUUCCGUCCAGUACGCGAAAGUCGCUCUCUUCAAUUCUGAUCAUUCACCCAGUCGCCGCCUUGCUCACCCUCAUUUGUCUCUGCUUGGCCGCGGCCGCCCAUUUCCACGCUCCGUCUCACUCACCGCGCUUCCUCUUGGCAUUGCUGAUUCUGCUGUUGCCGACCCUACUGGUGACACUUUUGGCCUUCCUGGUUGAUAUCUUGCUAUUUGUACCGCAUUUAGGAUGGGGUGGAUGGAUUGUCCUGGCGGCGACCAUUCUCCUUGUCUCGUGCGGCGUGGUCACAUGCGCAAUGCGCCGCACCCUCGUGAGCCGCAAGGCACGGAAGCGCCGCAUUGCUGAAAACGCCGAAAUGAGUGGGGAGAAUUAUUACAACCGACAGAAUGCCAAUGCGGCUCCCGCGCCAGCUCCAGCCCCCGCCGAGCCCAAGGAACCUUUCGUGUCCAAUUCUCUCACUUCUGACUCUGGACCAACAUUCGCGACCUUCCAAACCGAGAGGCGCGACAGUGACGAUGAUCGCACGCCCCUCAACUCACGAACGCCCAUGAGCGAUGUCCCUUCACCUCCGGACCGUCGCGGCACCCCCUACCGCGCCCAAGAUGAGCUGAACAACAUUCCUCCCCAGGGCGGUCCAUACGGCGGAGGUUCUAUGUCGCGCAAUCCUUCCGACCCGCGAUUGCGCCCUCAAUACUCGGAUGGCAGCAUGGGCUCUCGCAGGGGAGGAGCGCCCCCGGGCUUCAAUGGACGCGGGCGAGGUGGCUACCCACCCCGGGGUGGGCGCGGAGGUCCUUACAUGGGACCUCGGGGGCCUUCUCCGGGUGCACGGGGUGGCUACAUGGGACCUAUGCCCGGUCGUGGCCGUGGGGGCAUUGCACCAGGUCGAGGACCACCCGGUGGGUACGGACCUGGCCCAGCCCACAGCUUCGAGGCAUAUGGACGUCCCGCAUCGCCUCCCCAGGAUGACCCCUAUGGGUAUGGAUCCUCCCCAGGUCCAAUGCGCCAGCCUUCUCCUGGGCCCAUUGGCAUGGCUGUUUCGCCUGAAACAGUCGGCCAGGCCAUUGAGAUGCAGCCCCAGACUCGACCCCAUUAUGACAGCCAAGAACCUAUGAGUAGUGUUCCUCAUGCGCUGUCCAUCGAUUACAAUGCUCCCCUUGAGAGUCCAACAAGCAUGUACAGCCGACCUGAGUCCUACAUCCCACCUCGUGCUGGCUGGAGUGCCAGUGAUCGUCACACUGCAUCUCCCAGACCUCCGGGCGCAUCGCCUCCUCCGGGCCCUGGUGGCACGGCCUAUUAUGAAGAUGUAGAGCCUCGUUUCGCUCGCCGGCCAUCACCCCACAAUGAAUCCGCCAUACCCCCUUCUUUGACACCUGGAGGUGCUCACUUCUAA